CUUUUUUUUCAGUUUCCCCCUUUGUCACACCAGUAUAUUUCAACCGGGGGUCUAUUCUAGAGAUGUGCCGCAGAAGGCACUGGGAGGACAUUGCCUGGGCCAUCAGCUUUUAUAUCCGCUAUUUCAUCACAUUCGGUCCUUUCUACGGAAUCUUCAGAACCAUGGUGCUCAUAUAUUCAGCCAAGUUUUUGGAAAGUGUCUGGGUUGCUUAUGUUACCCAGAUGAGCCACAUACCAAUGAAAAUAAGCAAAGAGGAGAACCGGGACUGGUUCAGCUCUCAGGUCUUGGCCACCUGUAAUGUUGAACAUUCCUUUUUCAAUGACUGGUUCACUGGGCACUUGAACUUCCAAAUUGAGCACCAUCUAUUUCCCACAAUGCCACGCCAUAAUUAUCACAAGGUGGCACCUCUGGUGAAGUCACUGUGUGCCAAGCAUGGACUACCAUAUGUGAAUAAGCCCAUGUUGAAGGCAUUUGGAGAUAUUCUCAGGGCCCUGAAGAAGUACGGAGCCCUCUGGAAGGAGGCUUACUGCACACAUCCAGAAAUAUAAUCCAGAUGUGCUGGUGCUAAAGAGAAAAACCACAGGCCCCAAAAGUAUCACUUGUGCUAAAGCCCAUGAUACCAAACCUCUAUAAUACCUGACAGAAUUCCACUUAAAGCCUUCCCCAGAAAUACAAUCUUAAUCAACUAGUCUGGAAUUUUGGGGUAGGCAGUGUGGUGAUAAUCUGUUGCAUUUUACCCCUUCUCCAUUCCUGCCCCUGGC
This is a messenger RNA of Capra hircus (goat), 761 nucleotides long. Its product is annotated as fatty acid desaturase 2-like protein FADS2P1. Gene Ontology annotation, cellular component: membrane. The transcript has 6 exons. NCBI's taxonomy places the organism in Eukaryota, Metazoa, Chordata, Mammalia, Artiodactyla, Bovidae. The record is from RefSeq and is a predicted model, not a curated record. Gene Ontology annotation, biological process: lipid metabolic process. Gene Ontology annotation, molecular function: oxidoreductase activity, acting on paired donors, with oxidation of a pair of donors resulting in the reduction of molecular oxygen to two molecules of water. Bases 63 to 548 code for a protein of 161 amino acids.